Mandrillus leucophaeus (drill) is the source of this 1359-nucleotide messenger RNA. It is a transcript of the gene DOC2B, whose product is annotated as double C2-like domains, beta. Gene Ontology annotation, cellular component: membrane. The coding region runs from base 1 to 885 and encodes 294 amino acids. Lineage: Eukaryota; Metazoa; Chordata; Mammalia; Primates; Cercopithecidae. The transcript has 9 exons. The record is from RefSeq and is a predicted model, not a curated record.
AUGGAAAGCCACAGCUGCUCCGCCCUGGGCACGCUGGACUUCAGCCUGCUGUACGACCAGGAGAACAACGCUCUCCACUGCACCAUCACCAAGGCCAAGGGCCUGAAGCCGAUGGACCACAAUGGGCUGGCAGACCCCUACGUCAAGCUGCACCUGCUGCCAGGAGCCAGUAAGGCAAAUAAGCUCAGAACAAAAACUCUCCGUAACACUCUGAACCCCACGUGGAACGAGACGCUCACUUACUACGGGAUCACAGACGAGGACAUGAUCCGCAAAACGCUGCGGAUCUCUGUGUGCGACGAGGACAAAUUCCGGCACAAUGAGUUCAUCGGGGAGACACGCGUGCCCCUGAAGAAGCUGAAAGCCAACCACACCAAGACCUUCAGUAUCUGCCUGGAAAAGCAGCUGCCGGUGGACAAGACCGAAGACAAGUCCCUGGAGGAGCGGGGCCGCAUCCUCAUCUCCCUCAAGUACAGCUCGCAGAAGCAGGGCCUGCUGGUGGGCAUCGUGCGGUGCGCACACCUGGCCGCCAUGGAUGCCAACGGCUACUCGGACCCUUACGUGAAAACAUACCUGAGGCCAGAUGUGGACAAGAAAUCCAAACAUAAGACAGCGGUGAAGAAAAAAACCCUGAACCCGGAGUUUAACGAGGAGUUCUGUUACGAGAUUAAGCACGGGGACCUGGCCAAGAAGUCCCUGGAGGUCACCGUUUGGGAUUACGACAUUGGAAAAUCCAACGAUUUUAUUGGUGGCGUGGUUCUGGGCAUCAACGCCAAGGGGGAGCGCCUGAAGCACUGGUUUGACUGCCUGAAGAACAAGGACAAGCGCAUCGAGCGCUGGCACACACUCACCAGCGAGCUCCCGGGGGCCGUGCUCAGCGACUGACGCCCGCCUGCCACUGCCACCCCCACCGCCACCUGCGCCCAGCACGGCCGGCCCAGGCUUCCCCAGCAGCCACCAAGGCCUGUGGCCCCCACAUUGGGGGAGAUCCAGAACCCCUGCUUGGACCCAGAGCCACUGCAGUCCCCGCUCGGAGGACGUGGAGGGCUCAGCCACUCUGGGACGGGGAGGGCAGGGAGCUGGGGGUGCUCUCAGCCCUCUGGGGCCCAAGAGGCCGGUGGUGGAAGGAGACCUCAGCACCUGCCCAGGGGAAGGGGACAGGCCCAUCUGGGAGCAAAGACCUUCUGGAGGCCAGCCCAGGCUGAGAGGACAGGAGUGUGGGGGCACCCUGGGGGACAGUGGGAACAGAGGAGGGAGGUGGUGAGCAGACAGACAGGUGGAGGACGGGACCUUGAAGACCGACGGCUCCAGCCCAAGGAAGGCUGACCGCAUCCCUCAUCUCCAUCGCUGCUGGGCCGA